GCUGACUUUUUUCAUAAAACAAGAAUUUUCCUAAUAUCCGAUAUAUAGACAAUGAUUUUAUUGCGGAAAAAAGAUAAUAAGGUGAAAACGAUAAAAUAAAUUUGCCUCCCCCAAUAUAGUGAGUAAGCUGUCCAGGGUAAAAUGUGAUAUAUGAUACAUGUGCUGCGCAUCAAAAAUGAUUACUAACUCAGGGAUUAUUCUAAAGACAAGAGAUUUUAUAGUCGAAUGACUUCAAUAUGGAAACCAAUGGAAAAUCCAAAUAUUAUAUAACGGAUGACCCGAAUCAAGUGGAUUUCAAAGGAUCACAAAAUGAUUUCAAUCAACCAUGGUGGAAUAGAAAGAGAACCCGCCUUGAAAUAAUCCUUAUUUUCAUUUGUCUUAUAUGCAUUGCCGUUACGACCAUCCUAAUAGUAAUAGAAACAACAAGAGUGAGCGAUAGAGAAAAUCAACGGAAAGGAGAAGAGUCUAAACACGGGAUAUGUUUGACAGAAGAAUGUGUCAAAGCAUCUGCUCGACUUUUGAAGGGAAUGGAUCAGACUAUAGAUCCAUGCGAUGAUUUCUUUGAGUACGCUUGUGGAUCUUGGAAUAAAAUUAAUGUAAUACCUGAGGACAGGUCAGGUUACAAUACAUUUGCCAAAUUACGCGAUGACUUGCAAGUUAUUCUAAAAGAUUUACUGGAACAACAAAUAUCAAGUACAGAACCAGAGGCCACUCAAAAAGCCAAGCAUCUUUACAGGUCAUGUGUUAAUGAAUCAAUGAUUGAGGAGCGAGGGCUUGAACCAGUGAACAGGUUUCUUGAAGAACUCGGGGGAUGGCCAGUCACCUACAAAUCAAGUCAACAAUGGGACGAAUCUAAGUUCAAAUUUACAGAGCUUUUAGUGAAGCUGAAACUUUACAAUAACAAAAUAUUUGUUGAUCAGUGGGUGAGCGCAGACGAUAAAAACUCGGAUGUUAAUAUAAUACAGUUAGACCAACCGGAACUUGGAAUGCCAUCACGUGAUUAUUACCUGCGAGGAGUUGAAGAUGCGGAUGUUCAAAUUUAUGAAAAGUUUGCAAUUAAUGUUGCAAUGAUGUUUGGAGCAAAUGAGACUCAAGCAAGACUAGACAUGAGGGAAAUGGUCGAGUUAGAGAUAGAAUUGGCCAAUAUAACUACACCCCAAGAACAACGUAGGGAUGGAGAGGAGCUAUACAAUAGAAUGACAGUCAAAGAACUUCACGAAAGAAUUCCUGGGUUUGACUGGCUGUUGUAUCUCAAUCUGAUUUUUGAAAAAGUAAACAUCACAAUUCCUGAAACAGAGGAAAUUGUCGUUUAUGCCCCAGAAUAUCUCAGUAAAAUGGUGAAAACAGUCGAAAAAGCAAACAACAGGCUGUUGGCAAAUUAUAUGAUUUGGCGAAUUAUGAUGAACCGGGUUACAAAUUUACCACAGAUGUACAGGAAUGUUCGAACAGAAUAUUACAAGAAAAUAUACGGAUCGGACACGGAGAGGUCCCGAUGGAGAGACUGCAUUAGCUAUGUCAAUGACAACAUGGGUAACGCUGUAGGGCGCCUGUUUGUGAAGGAUCACUUCGAUACAGGAGCAAAGGAAGUGGCUUUAAAUAUGAUUCAUGACAUCAGGGCUGCCUUUUAUGAUUUGUUGGAAGAAGUGUCGUGGCUGGAUCAGAAAACUAGACAAGUGGCUAAAGAAAAGGCUGAGGCUAUGGCAGAAAAAAUAGGAUACCCACCAUUCAUUCUGAACGAUACAGCAUUGGAUGAAAGCUACAAUGCAGUAACUUUCUCCUCUGAUACAUAUUUCGAAAAUGUGUUGGAAAAUAUUCGGUCGAUAGCUUGGAGCAACUCGAAAAAACUGCGGGAGCCUGUUGAUAAAACUAAAUGGUCGACUACACCAGUGGUAGUGAAUGCAUUCUACAGCUCAACCAAAAAUCAAAUAAUGUUUCCUGCGGGGAUUCUUCAACCUCCAUUUUACAGUAAAGGUUACCCAAGAUCUCUAAAUUAUGGUGGUAUUGGCAUGGUAAUAGGACAUGAAAUUACACAUGGAUUUGAUGAUAGAGGCCGACAAUUUGACAAAUUUGGAAAUCUAAAACAGUGGUGGGAUGAUGAAGUGAUAGCUAAAUUCAAGGAGAAAGCUCAGUGUAUAAUAGAGCAGUAUGGAAAUUACACAGUGCCUGAGGUUGGAAUAAAUUUGAACGGAGUUCAAACACAAGGAGAAAAUAUAGCAGACAAUGGAGGGUUAAAAGAAGCUUAUAGGGCUUAUGAGAAGUGGAUACACAAACAAGACCGAGAACCUGAUAGACUUCCAGGACUAUCACACCUCAGCAACAAACAACUAUUCUUCCUGAAUUUCGCUCAGGUAUGGUGUGGUACAAUGAGACCAAGAGCAGUUAUAAAUAGAAUCCGAACAACCCUUCAUAGCCCUGGAAAAUUCAGGGUUAUAGGAACAUUGCAAAGCAUGCCAGAAUUUUCAGAAGUUUUUAAUUGUCCUGCAAAUUCUUACAUGAAUCCAGUUAAAAAAUGUCGAGUUUGGUGAUGCUUGUUACAAAGAGAGCAUUAGUGUUAUACUAUUUUGAUAAUGAAUCUGUCAUUUCUUCUGAUUAUUAUUUUAUAAUUACAGGGAUAUGAAUUUUAUAUUCUGUCUACAGAGAUUGGAAAAUAUCAUGUGAUACACAUGUAUACAUUUUUUUUUCCCAAAAACGGAGCAAUCCUUUUACAUAAAUAGUAAAGAUAUCUCAGUUUCCAUUGAUAACAAUUCAUUUUCGAUACUACAGAGGCCCUAAUACCCUACAUUUUAUGGACCAUUUUCAGAUAAGAAAAAACAUACAUACUACUACAGAAGGAAAUUAAUGAGGCAUUUGUCCUGUUAUAUUAUGUACAUUUUCAUUGACGAAAAUGGCCAAUAAAUUUGACAGGUUGACAUACUCGUGUGUUCAUUUAGAAAGAAUAUGUCUUAUUUUAACUAGAUUGCAUUUUCUGUAAAUAUACAUAAAUGGAUGUUUAUUUGUGAUUUCCUACCUCUUUCAUCUUUCAUACGUUUAUAUAAAUCUGAAAUUAAUCUAUGUAUACAUGAAUUAGAUUUUAGUUCUUAAGAAUGCAGAUACCUUAGUAUUUUAUGACAACCACUGUUUCAGUAUGUGCAUAUUUCAUAUUUCUUUUAUUUCGAUGUACAUAAAUUAAAGGUCACGUUAAUUCCAUUUACAUUUAGAAAACUAGGGAAUCAAAAUGGGAUUACCAAUCAAUAACUAUAGUCUACUUUUUCUAAUAAAAUUGGUUAUUAAUGUU
Molecule: messenger RNA, 3274 nt
Organism: Saccostrea cuccullata (small rock oyster)
Lineage: Eukaryota; Metazoa; Mollusca; Bivalvia; Ostreida; Ostreidae
Product: neprilysin-4-like
Exons: 24
Coding region: 237-2525 (762 amino acids)
Biological process (GO): protein processing
Cellular component (GO): plasma membrane
Molecular function (GO): metalloendopeptidase activity
Source: RefSeq, a predicted model, not a curated record